Messenger RNA from Aureobasidium namibiae CBS 147.97, 651 nucleotides. RefSeq lists its product as uncharacterized. The record is from RefSeq and is a predicted model, not a curated record. The transcript has a single exon. NCBI's taxonomy places the organism in Eukaryota, Fungi, Ascomycota, Dothideomycetes, Dothideales, Saccotheciaceae. The coding region runs from base 1 to 651 and encodes 216 amino acids.
AUGAAUUCGAUAUUACGCGUAUUGGUUCGCGCACCAGAGCCAGCAUCGACUCCCUUAUUCUCACGGUAUUUUUCUGUCUACCAUGCCGUACACGAGAAGGGGGAUUACGUCAGGCUACGCGAGAAGGAUCCUGAGGCUUACAGGCAGAAACUGGACAAACACAAUGCCUACACGGCCAGGAGACGCUCGGAAGAUCCAGUGGCUUAUAGGCGGCUGCUGGACUCGAGGGCUGAGGCCAGACAAAAAUGGCUUCAGGAUCCAGCGAACCACGCAAAAGAACUAGAGAGAUCUAGAUUCCACCACGCCGUCAACAGGGGGAAAGAACGUGUCGUUUUUCUUGUGUCCAUGACGGAUUGGUCUCGCAGGUCCGCGUGGUUCGGCGAUCUGCCAUGGAAAUCGCAUCGGCCUGUCUACUACAACAAGCGGGUGGAGCACUACUGCGAGGGUUGCAAGUGGACGGUAAAGGGAGGACGCAAAUUGUGGUGGAAGCAGAUUCAGUCGUCCUCAACGGCAGACGCCGACUCUUGGUUGUGUAACAGCUGUUACGUUCCACAAACGAACUGCAGAGAAGCCAUGCCCAGAGGUUAUGAAGAUCUCACCACCUUCAAAGACAUUGCCAAAAGACGAGACGAAUUGGGUCAUGGCGCAUGA